Symbiodinium sp. CCMP2592 is the source of this 1089-nucleotide messenger RNA. Lineage: Eukaryota; Dinophyceae; Suessiales; Symbiodiniaceae. The record is from the annotation of a GenBank genome assembly.
UUAGUGCUGUUAUAUGACGUGACUGAGUUGAUGCUUCUGAUCCAGAGAAUGUGCGGCGAGUACGAUCAGAAUGUCCCUUCCAUGCGAAAGGCUUGGGGAUACCAGGUAGCCUUGGCACGGCACCAGGUGUGCGGAGCAUACCUGCACUUCAGGGCCUUGAUGGAGAAACGCAUCCCUGGAGGGAAAUGGAAGGAGGUGCAAACUUCCUUGGACUCCCAGUUUCAGCACGGCUUUCUCGAUGUAGACUUGAGCCACGUGCUUUGCAACGAAGUGCCCCCGGGCAGCCUGGAGUCCAUCAGCGCAUGCCGGCCCUACCUGCGGCAAGUCGAGAUAGCGGAGGACGAGAAGAAAAGUGCGGAAGCGGAGAAGAUGAAGAAACAGGUUCGGGAGGCCAGCUGUCAGCAGCUCAUGGCCCAGAUCGAGAAUGACAUGGCGCAGUUGCAUGGACGGGACAUGAACAAGCACAGGGCAGCGCGGGAAACAGCUUUGGAUGUCAAGUACAUUCGUGACCGGCAAGGACACCUGUUCGUCGAGAACUUCAUGAAGUCUUCGUGUCAACUUCUUCGUUUGGAGGAAGAUGCGGAUUUCGUGAAAUCCGCGAUCCUGAACAAGUAUGUCCUGGUGCUUCUGGAUUUCACCGUGUUUCCAGCCAACGGGCUUUACGUGAAGCAAGCGCUGGACGUUUGCUCCAACGUCCUUGCGCUUUCCCAAACGCAUGCUGCGCACGUGCAAUUGCCUUUGGUCCAAAAGCAAACGUCAACGGCGGCUGCGGUCAAGCAUCGCAGAAGCGUCGAGGAUCACUUCAUGAAGGCGAACGUGUCCCUGCGGGAUGGAGUGUCCCUGCUGUUCUCCAAAGACCUGGAUGCGACAGCUUCGGACCGUCGCGCCCUUUCCCAAUCAUGCGUGGCGUGCAUGUACGAGGACUUCAAGGAGUGCUCCUUUGUGAAGAGUGCAGCGGUCACGGAGGGUCGCAUCGGACCAGUGCCGUUGAUCCGGGUGAGUGAAUUCAUUGGCUACGAUGAUUUGCUGCGACCAGGGGCGGCGGCCCGUGUGGAACAGCAACUUAGUAAACAUAUAUUUGUUUGUUGA